AAUUUGAUAAUAUAAGCCAGAGUUUAAUUUAAUAGUAAUUUGAAUUUAAAUUUUGUUAUUUACAUUUUUGACAUUAUUUGCAAAUUGAUAUAUUAGUAUUUAACAUAAUUAACAAAUGUUAAGGAUCUCUAAAAUUCUAUAUUCAGACCAUUUAUCAGUAAUUCUACAAGCCUUCAUCAGCUGCAGAUCAAGGGACUUUGUUUCAAUUGCGCAAUGUCCUGCAGAGACGAGACGUUAGUGGGCCAGAUGGUGUCACUGAGAAUUUUAGGUCUCACAUGACAUUCAUCAGGGACUGUUUAGAUACCUUUCUCCUCACAGCCUGUAUGGAGGUGUUGGAAAUCAAGAGCCUUGAUGAAAAACCUAAAAGGACCAUUCUUCCAGAAUUAUUACAUCUUCAAAGUAAAGAAGACCAGUAUGAUUGGAUAAAAGAGCUUUGUUUCCAGAUCUUGGACACUUUUGUCUACAUUGAAGAAGAUAGUUUGCCAACUGUCACAGCACAAGCUGCAGAAAUGGACAACAAGGAGCUUUUGAUGAGUGAAAUGUAUCAAGAUGAAUCAAAGCAGUGUGUUUGCACCUGUAACCGAAAGUACAAGACAAAAGGUCACUUCAAGAGACAUCUGCAAAAUGAACACAACUGGGUGUUUCAUACAACAGAAGAGGAAACUCCCGAAUCAGCAACAUCAAAGCAAGACCACAUAGCUCUGUGGCGUUCAUCAUUUAUGAAACUUGCAUUAUUACUUAGGGACACAGAGGAUGCUUUCAAAUUUGGUGAUGGAACACGUAUAUUUAGAAAUGCAAAGUUUGAAAUGAUGUGUGCUGAUAUUGCUAACCAUUCCAAAUAUAAACUGUGGCUUUGGAGACUCUUAGCCUACGAGUGUUCUCUCCUAUCACCACGUGAGGCAUUUGAGUACAAGUGGAAUUGUUCCUCAAAUAUUCAUGGAGGGACUGGGAAAAAUAUCCCUAAUGACAAUCUCGUUGAAAUAUGCGUACAUGUUAUAAAGAAGAAAAUGAGACAGCAGGGUGCAAAUCUAACUUAUGAAAGUGCUAAGAAGAUUGCCUCUUGUGUGCAAAUGCAGGAAGAAAUAAAGUCCAGUGUUCAGAAACAGCUUGGCAUGAAAACCUCAAGUCAAUCCAAACCUACUGUGGAUAAGAAAAAGAUCUUCAACUGA
Messenger RNA from Saccostrea cuccullata (small rock oyster), 1169 nucleotides. RefSeq lists its product as uncharacterized. The record is from RefSeq and is a predicted model, not a curated record. Lineage: Eukaryota; Metazoa; Mollusca; Bivalvia; Ostreida; Ostreidae. Bases 276 to 1169 code for a protein of 297 amino acids. The transcript is spliced from 3 exons.